GGUAAAGAAGAUUAUGAAGAAUUGAAAGCUUGCCUUGGACAUACCUUUCAAGAAAUUGAUGAGUUAAAAGCAGAAGGAGUAUCAAUUGAUGGGGAGCACUUUGAUGUUGAGUGGUAAACAAAAUCCUCAGAUGCUAACAACUAAUGACCUUAAAGGUGUUUACUGGUUAAUUCAUGUUUAAUAAUUUGUUUAUUAACAGGUAUUGUUGCUCUGACUGGAAGUUUUUGGCCCUUGUUUAUGGACUAAAUGGAGCUAGCUCUAAAUACUUUUGUAUUUGGUGUUAUUGCUGCAAGGACCAAAUUAACAACCUUGAUAGUAAGAAGGGAGAAUUUCUUCUUGAAAUUUUGUAUUUUAAAUUCAUCUUCAUCAUCACAGAGCCAACAACAAGCAAGUUUAUAAUAGAAAUAUAUAUUGUGAUAUUUUUCCAGUUGAUGACUGGCCAAUUGAGAGAAAGCUAUCAGAGUGCACUUGGUUGUGCCAGCGCUCCACCACAGCUGCAAGGAAAGGCUGCACAAUGCCUCCACUUCUUAACAUCCCUUUUGAGUUUGUUGUGGUGGAUACAUUACAUUUAUUUUUAAGAAUAAUGGGGCUACUAUUCCAUCAGGUGAGCCCACAUGCAUCAUAUAAAGAAAUGCCAUUUUCUCAUGCAAACCCUUUGGAAAUUUUUCCAGGAGAAAACAGACACUUAUUAAUUUUGUGUUAUUUAUUGUCUCAAUAUAGGUUGUUGAGGUUGUUGUCAACAACGAUUGCCCAGACAUUCUGUCAAAAGAAAUGGAGAGAAUUCAGGUGGAAUUCAAGUUUUAUGAGGAGUACAACAGACUGGCAGAAAAAACAGAAACAAAGUGGACAAGUCUAAAUGGCACUUUAAUAAGUUAACAAUAUAUCUACAGUUGUUAAUAACAUAGCUGGCAUGGCUGCACAAUCAAAUUCAGUAUGCAUUUAUAACCUAUGAUGCACUCAAGAAGAGAAAAGUUUAUCUUGGCUAUUAUCUUAUUUUAUUAAUAUUUAAAUUUUCUUUGAAAAUCAGGGAAAGAAUUGCAAAAGGUUUUGGAGAAACUCGAUAUUAAGAACGUUAUGGAAGCUGUUGGCACCGAAGAUGCAGAGGGCAUAGACAAUCUGUGGAAAGUAAGUUGGAAUUAACCUGCAAAUAUCAGGCAUCAGUUUUAUUGAAAAAUUCCUCAACUAUCAAGUAAAACUUUGGAGAAAACUUUUUUAUUUUCUGUCAAGUGGCAACCCCUUUUUGAUAAAGACAAUUAAUAAUGAUGUCUAAUUGUUAUCUGUAUUUGCUUCUUGCUGUAGGGUUUUCAGACUUUGAUGCGGGCGCUACAGGUUCAAGAAAAUGAUCCAGACUACCUUGAGCCUCAGCACUUUAAAACAUAUGUGCGGGAGUGGGGAAAGCUCUUUCUUGAAAUGUACUAUGAUGAUGACAUCACCCCCUACAUUCACAGUAAGUCAACAAAAAUUUAACUCUUAAGGAAUGUCUUCCUGGAUGGAAGUAAUGAUGAUGAUAUUAAAUAAUAAUUUCACAAUGCAUCUACUAUUUAUUAUUAGCAGAUAAAUAGGCCUGGAAGUUAUUGUAAUUAUAUAAGUAGGAAGCUUUUAAGUGAAACUUUGUGGUAUAAAAAUAAAUAAAAUUAAAUAUUACUCUCAUUUUUCAGCAUUUGUAUAUCAUGUACCACAGUUUUUGGAGAUGCAUGGUACUUUGAUGCAGUUUAAUUGCCAGCCUGUGGAAAAAGCCUGUUAA
Pocillopora meandrina is the source of this 1744-nucleotide messenger RNA. Lineage: Eukaryota; Metazoa; Cnidaria; Anthozoa; Scleractinia; Pocilloporidae. The record is from the annotation of a GenBank genome assembly.